GAUGGUCGAGAAGCGAGGGGGUUGGUCGGCAAAACUGCAUAUUACCGGCUUGUUCGACGCCAGAAGGUCUGCGAUCCAUCUCGAUGCACCCGCAGCAGUCCAGUAAGGCAGCGAAGCAGCUCCCAAAGGUCCCCACCUGAUGUUCAUCGCUGCAGGGCAUCCACGCAUCACCCCAUUGGCAUCCUGGAAGAGCUGCGUGAGCUGCUGCAGAGGUUCUCUUGGGCUGGUACGGGCACCAAGUGCAUCAGACUGCAGUAGCUCCGAGAAGCUCCCCGGUCCCUGCAAGAACCCAAGCGCCGCCGUCUUUCACCUCCAUCCCCCUCGGUGCCUUUCCUAACAGCCCGGAGCACCACCAGGGCACUAUAAACCAACUCAAACCCCAAGCUACUUGAUACAAGCUUCCCCGCCCCUCUCACUCAACAACAAGACACUGCUUGUGCCCUGUGUCAUCCAGUUACCAUUGUCCAACCAACAGCCCCAGCCUUGCCAGCCCACCAAGCCCAGCGCCAUUCUGCGGCAGACGCCUCCCCCUUCCCGUCUCCCCGUGAUCCUAUUCUCGACUUCUUUCCAAUUUCGGGAGAUUCCAACGUGCUUUGCCGUUGCCCAGCCGCGCUUCGAUUCCUGCGUUUCGCGACAUUCGGAUCCGACGUCACAUUUCUUGUUGCUUGCGGUUCCCCUAUAAGACAACUUCUGUGCCCGGCCGCCCUGAGCUGAGCUGACCCCAACCUCUCCCUUGGGUCUCGCGAGAACAUUCCUUACUAGCAUACAUUUCCGGGGUGGGUUUUUCGAACUAUAUUUCUUCCUCAAAUACCCGUUAUUCGUUAUUUCGUUUUUUUCCUUGAUUUUGUUGGGCCCAAUAAUCCACCGGCCAAACCGCAUCUGCAACCCGUUUCCCCUCCCCCGCAUCUUGGGUCUGACCUAUUUCUUCGACCAUUGCAUCAUCCAUCAACGAACCUCUCAGCUCUCUGCCUUGUGCUGACUUGAAACCGCCAAAGUUACUUUCAAAGCCAAACGACACCUCUCAGAUUUCCAAAAUGGCAGACGACGGACGCGAACCUCGCGAGGUCAGAAACCACCUCCUCUUCGAGAUUGCGACAGAAGUGGCGCAUCGUGUUGGUGGUAUCUACUCUGUGAUCAAGUCCAAGGCUCCAGUAACAACUGCUGAAUAUGGCGACCGUUACACGCUCAUCGGACCCCUUAAUCACCAGUCUGCGGCCGUCGAGGUCGAGGCGAUCGAACCCACCAACCCCGAGCUUGCUGCGACGAUUCAGUCCAUGAGGGAUCGUGGCAUUGGUAUUCUGUAUGGUCGCUGGCUGAUCGAGGGUGCGCCAAGAGUCCUUCUCUUUGACACGAAAACCGCAUAUCAUUAUCUGAACGAGUGGAAGACGGAUCUGUGGAACGUGGCCUCUAUCCCCUCCCCUGAUAAUGACGAGGAAACAAACGAGGCUGUUGUGUUUGGUUACCUUGUCGCAUGGUUCCUUGGAGAGUUUGUGUGCCACGAAAAGAAGAAGGCUGUCAUUGCCCACUUCCACGAGUGGCUCGCCGGUGUCGCCCUUCCUCUGUGCAAGAGGCGCCGUAUUGAUGUUACCACCAUCUUCACCACCCACGCUACGCUUCUCGGUCGGUACCUCUGCGCCGGCUCGGUCGAUUUCUACAACAACCUGCAAUACUUUGACGUCGACGCCGAGGCUGGCAAGCGCGGUAUCUACCAUCGGUACUGCAUCGAGCGGGCGUCGGCUCACUCCUGUGAUGUCUUCACCACCGUCUCGCACAUUACCGCGUACGAGAGCGAGCAUCUCUUGAAGCGCAAGCCCGACGGAGUGCUGCCCAAUGGUCUCAACGUCACCAAGUUCUCCGCCAUGCACGAGUUCCAGAACCUUCACCAACAAUCCAAGGAGAAGAUCCACGACUUUGUCCGCGGUCACUUCUAUGGUCAUUACGAUUUCGAUCCUGAAAACACUCUCUACUUCUUCACGGCUGGUCGCUACGAGUUCCGGAAUAAGGGUGUAGACAUGUUCAUCGAGUCCCUCGCUCGUCUGAACCACCGCCUCAAGAGCUCUGGCAGCAAGACCACCGUCGUUGCCUUUAUCAUCAUGCCCGCCCAGACCACCUCGCUGACUGUGGAGGCCCUCAAGGGCCAGGCCGUUAUCAAGUCGCUCAGAGACACCGUGGACACGAUUGAGCGCAACAUUGGCAGACGCAUUUUCGAACGCUCCCUCAAGUGGCACGACGGAGAGCCGAUGCCUGAUGACAAGGAGAUCCUCACCAGCCAGGACCGUGUCUUGCUUCGUCGCCGUCUCUUUGCCAUGAAGAGGCACGGACUUCCCCCUAUUGUCACGCACAACAUGGUCAACGACAGCGAGGAUCCUAUUUUGAAUCAGAUCCGUCGGGUACAGCUCUUCAACCACCCAUCGGACCGCGUCAAGAUCAUCUUCCACCCAGAGUUCCUGAACUCUGCGAACCCGGUGCUCCCGCUUGACUACGACGACUUUGUGCGUGGCACACACUUGGGUGUCUUUGCGUCGUACUACGAGCCAUGGGGCUACACGCCAGCCGAAUGCACCGUGAUGGGUGUGCCCAGCAUCACAACCAACCUUUCCGGUUUUGGCUGCUACAUGGAGGAGUUGAUUGAGAACUCGAGCGAUUAUGGUAUCUACAUCGUCGACCGCCGUAACAAGGGUGUGGACGACUCGGUCAACCAGCUUACCUCGAGCAUGUUUGACUUUACACAAAAGAGCCGUCGCCAGCGCAUCAACCAGCGCAACCGGACGGAGCGUCUGAGCGACCUCCUUGACUGGAAGCGUAUGGGCAUGGAAUAUGUCAAGGCUCGCCAGCUCGCCCUCAGACGGGCCUACCCAACCUCGUUCAAUGGUGACGAGGAGGAGGACUACAUUCCUGGCCCCGAGCAAAAGAUCUCGCGGCCAUUCUCGGUGCCUGGCUCGCCCAGAGACAGGACCGGCAUGAUGACUCCUGGCGACUUUGCCAGUCUCCAGGAGGGUCGGGAGGGACUCAGCACUGAGGACUACGUCGCGUGGAAGCUUCCUGAGGAAGAGGACCCCGAUGAGUACCCGUUCCCUCUCACCCUUCGAACCAAGCAACCCAGCGGAGCGGCGACGCCCCCUCACGUCAACGGCAACUAAGCAAAGCCGGUCUUUUUUCUUUGAGCGUGCCCGGUUAGUAUAAUUAGCAAGCAUUGAGUCUAGCAUAUUCAUCGGACGAAAAAUGAGUUUCUGAAAAAAUUGGUGUUGGGUGGGUGUAUGAGAAGGGAAACGGUUCAUGGAUUGAAUGGAUGGGAGGGGGGAGGCUUUUUUGAAAUUAUUGUAUGUACCUAGUUCAGCACAUUGUGUAGAUUGUAUGCGACAUGCAUAUUGAAAGUGAAAAAAAAAUUCGCUCCCAAAAGGAAAAAAGCUGUAUAUAUCCCAUCCCAACCCAACCCACCGUCGUUAUAUGCCAUUCAUGUAUCCCAUUAUCAACCCUUUUAUUGUCCCAGCCACGCCAUUGUAUCGUGUAUAUAUCACCUCCACAAAUCCAACCUCUCCCUCCUCCCCUCCCCGUCCCGCGUCCUCGGCCUAGGCCACUCUUCUUGUUGCUGUUCCUCCUCUUGUCUCCCCCUCGGCACAUUGGUGGGAACAGCCAAAAACCCGCCUCCCUCCCCCCUCCCACCAACAAGCACGCUCCUCCUUGCCCCGGCACCAGAGCUCCAACCGCCUGUGUCACCCAAGAUAUCAGCACCUAAGCCGUAACUGCUUACUGGUCUCUCCCCCUUGUUUUGUCUCCCACCGCCGCCACCGCCGCCGCCGAUGCGGACAAAAUUCCAGUUUAGCGCGUCGUCCUCUUCGGAUUUUGUAAAAACUUCCAGCUUUGCGGGGAGGUUGAGAAAGGCGUUGUGGGCGGUGGUGAGGCUGGCGAAGGGGUUGUUGCUGCUGAAGCGAUUGGUUUGUUGUUGGUUCUGACCAAAGGGGGAGAGGCUGGACAGGCUGCCUUGGGGGCGGUGGCCGGGGGAGAAGGGGUUGGAGUUGGGUAGUGAGGAGCCGGGUUGUAAGGGGGGGAGACCACCGAAAUUGGCGGGUCUUGAUGGGGAUGACGAAAAGGGUGUUAUGGAGGAGGAGCUGCCUGGUCGGGCGGGGGAGGAACUAAAGGAGGGUAAAGGGAGAGGCGGUAGGCCGAGGAGG
Messenger RNA from Podospora bellae-mahoneyi, 4172 nucleotides. It is a transcript of the gene GSY1, whose product is annotated as glycogen synthase isoform 1. Gene Ontology annotation, biological process: glycogen biosynthetic process. The transcript is spliced from 6 exons. The record is from RefSeq and is a predicted model, not a curated record. Lineage: Eukaryota; Fungi; Ascomycota; Sordariomycetes; Sordariales; Podosporaceae. The coding region runs from base 1035 to 3140 and encodes 701 amino acids. Gene Ontology annotation, molecular function: alpha-1,4-glucan glucosyltransferase (UDP-glucose donor) activity. Gene Ontology annotation, cellular component: cytoplasm.